CUCAGUAAACACACAACCUUCCUAUACAUCACAGUCUUUUCCCUCACUCCCCAGCAGGCGAUGGCGGUGGUGGUGGCGGCGUGUGUGGCCGUGGCGGCGGGGAGCAUCAGCGAGGCCCAGGAAGGCACCCCGGUGAAGCGUGGUGUGCUGGCUGGACAUGGCCACGCUGCCUACGUGCACCGGGGCUAUGGACACGGACAUUACGCUGCAGGUCACGGUUAUGGACACAGACACGGGUACGUAAAACACAAUGUACCUAUCGAAGCCCCAUCGGUCCCCGCCUGCGCCGCUAACUCCAGCCGUCCCUGGUGCCUGGAGGACGCCGAGUACCCCACCCAUGAGAUCCAGCACGCCGCGGAGCACUUCUUCAACCUUCUGCUUCCUCUGUACACCGACGUGUCCAACCUCAACACCGAGCUGUCCCUGAGCCGGCCCAUCAACACCCUGCAGGACGAGACGUACCUGUGUCCCUCCUCCACUAACUACGUGCAGCCGCUCAGAGUUGUCAACACCAACGGCCACUGGAGGGUGAUCGUCAACAACAUCAAGCUCUACACGGACACACUCACGCAGACGACCAGGGUGGAGGUGUGUCUGACCCCAGGGAGUGCGUGUCCCAAGGUGCCAGACUGCAUUGGCUCCUCGUGUCUGGAGAAGUCAGUGUACCAUCGUUUCCUUGUGUACGACCCUACCGAUCAUCACUUCCCCUUCGCUAUUGAGUCGUUCAAGCUCCCCACUACUUGUGCUUGCCGCCUCGACGCUCACUAAAUCCACCAGCCAUCCACCCUGACGCGAUUCUUCUUCUUUGUUUUCUUCUUUCAGUUGCUUCAAUUUCAAAGUCGCUACAUUACAUCAGCUUUCUCCGACACGCUCAGUCACCUGCGCUUACUUAGCUUAACGCAUGUCCUCUUUCACUGCAUCUAUAAACCUUCUUUCCCCACCCUCACAUAAUUAUAAGCUGAUAUUUCUCUUAACUAACACGGAAAAGUUUCUUCACCUCUCUACUCAUCUACACUAACUUGACUGCUUUUCCUUCCCUCCACCUCUUAACCUCCCUACUUCACCUCUCCAAGGUCCUUCACUCCACCCUAUCAUCAGAGACUCAACUCACAAGACGGUAUCUUAAACGUUUCUACGCUUCAUCUCGCUAGCCUUGAACUCGUUCUCAGAAUCAUGCGGUAUCUUCAAGCUUUUAGUGAUGGUUUAGCAAGAGUUCUGCAUCAUCUGAGAAAAAAACAGCUUUGUACGUAAGGGAAUCUGGCGAAGAAAGGCCCACCACUCAAGUGAACCUGACGAUCAGCCCAGCGGUUUAUGAAUACAACCCUGCAGAGAAAAAUGCUUGAAAAUACGAACCAUUUUCUCUGUUUACUUCAAUACUGCAAAUUUCUCCACCCAUUCCACCACCACCACCACUUACACGACCCUGCCUCCACCUCCACCUCCACCUCAACACGCAAAGCUGCACGGCACUUCACCUCCACAAACACAAUCUUUAACCCUUCAAACUGUCAACAACCACAUGGUAAGCGCCCCCUUUCUCUCUCCCUCGCCACCACAAAUACCAACACUCAUUACUACUAUUCCCGCUCCACUACUCAGCAAUGCCUUCCACCUCCCUCCACCACACACCACUUCUCCCUCUCCACCACAGAUACUACGAUUCAGUAUCCCCACGCUCUCUCCACCACCCAUUCACUGCCUUCCACCUCACUUCACUACAAGAAUCUAUCCGCUUCCCUCUCAAUGUUCUGAGACUUUCCUUUCCUAUCUCCCUCACUGAGCCAUAAACCUUAGAACGAGUAAUUUUAAUCCUCUGAUGCCUAUUGAAGAUGAGACCAUAAUACCAUAAUAUUACUGGCAGUUUAAGGAGUUAGAAUAUGCAAGUUUUUGUGAGUGUCUUCUGAAGUUAUUCCCCCAAACUUGUAACGAAAAAAUAUAUUAAGUUUGAGGAGAAGCCAUGAAAACACUCUUCCUGUUAAUCCUCCUCCUUUUCCUCCUCCUCUUCUUCCUCCAUUAUAUUAAGUUUUACUACUCGUAUUAUUUAAUCUUCUUCUA
This is a messenger RNA of Portunus trituberculatus (swimming crab), 2055 nucleotides long. RefSeq names its product neurotrophin 1-like. Gene Ontology annotation, biological process: innate immune response; central nervous system formation; regulation of Toll signaling pathway. NCBI's taxonomy places the organism in Eukaryota, Metazoa, Arthropoda, Malacostraca, Decapoda, Portunidae. The record is from RefSeq and is a predicted model, not a curated record. Gene Ontology annotation, molecular function: growth factor activity; Toll binding. The transcript has a single exon. The coding region runs from base 61 to 768 and encodes 235 amino acids. Gene Ontology annotation, cellular component: extracellular region.